AUGACCACGCUCACCGAGAAGACACAAAUUCUGCAGCGAUGGGCCGAACAAUUCAGAGGCGUCCUCAAUCGCCCCUCCAACAUCUCCGACACCGCCAUCGCCCGCCCGUCCCAAGUGAAAACCAACGCCAACCUUGACCUCCCGCCAUCUCUCCACGAGAAUAUCAGGGCCGUGCUGCAGCUCUCCAGCGGGAAAGCGCCCGCAUUGGAUGCCAGCUCUGCGGAGGUCUACAAGCAUUAUUGUCCCCAAAUCAUGGAGAAUCUGACGGCACUGUUCCAGGAUAUGCGGCGUCAAGGAGAAGUCCCGCAGGAUUUCAAGGACGCCACAACCAUCCACCUAUACAAACGGAUAGGAAGCCGCCAGCUUUGCGACAACCACCGAGGCAUCUUCCUGCUGAAAAUUGCCGGUAAGAUAUUCGCUCACAUUCUCCUCAACCGCCUGAACAAUCACUUGGAUCAAGGUCUUCUUUCGAAUAGUCAAUGCGGCUUCCGCAGUUAUGGUCGCAUCAUGGACGGGAUCUUCGUCACACAUCAGCUGCAGGAGAAGCGUCGGAAGUUGCAAACCCACCUGCACUAUACAUUCGUGGAUCUGACGAAUGCAUUCGACAGGGUGAAUUGUGACGAAAUGUUGAAAAUCAUGCGGUGA
This is a messenger RNA of Spirometra erinaceieuropaei, 645 nucleotides long. NCBI's taxonomy places the organism in Eukaryota, Metazoa, Platyhelminthes, Cestoda, Diphyllobothriidea, Diphyllobothriidae. The record is from the annotation of a GenBank genome assembly.